Messenger RNA from Rhipicephalus microplus (southern cattle tick), 6642 nucleotides. RefSeq names its product ubiquitin specific peptidase echinus (gene ec). The record is from RefSeq and is a predicted model, not a curated record. Gene Ontology annotation, molecular function: cysteine-type deubiquitinase activity. Lineage: Eukaryota; Metazoa; Arthropoda; Arachnida; Ixodida; Ixodidae. Gene Ontology annotation, biological process: protein deubiquitination.
CCCAGCUAGUGUGCGUAGCGCGCCUACGAGCGCACGGCUUCUAUCUCGGUGCGUGUCGCGUGCUCUUCUCCGACAGCGCUGCGCCUCACCGAACGUUUGUGCGUUCUGCGCGUUCUUUUUAAAGAGCGCGAGGAUUGUUUUCGAGCAAGUGGGACCGAGCUUCUGCCGCUCUUUCUUCGUUGAUCUGUGUUCUCGAGGAUUUUCCGUGCGGUGUUGCCACCUCCUAAGCAACCUGAUCGAAACUGCUGCACCUGCCCGGCUGAGCUUCUACGGGAACUGCUCGUGGAGGGACUAGGACGGCGCGUUUUCUGCUUGUCAGUUGUGCUGUUGACUCGCUGUAUCCUGAAGUUUCCACGAUGAACCUAGGUGCCUCUGGAUAUGAGUCCCUUUGCGGCACAGCGCACCACUUUCGCUCAGCGACAGCCUCAGGGCCCGUGAGAAGCUGCGCCCCAGGAGCCUGAGCGUCGAGGGCGGCCAUGGCGCCGGCCAAGGGCGUGUCUGCGAGCGCCACCAGCCUGGCGCACAGCAUGAUGAUGCCCCGCUGCACUAUGUCGAUCACCCGCACCAAGGGGCUGCUCAACAUGCCGGGCCAGAACAACUGCUUCCUCAACAGCGCCGUACAGGUCUUGUGGCACUUGGAUAUAUUUCGAAGAAGCUUCAGAGACUUGAGUGGACAUAUCUGCAUGUCAGACUCAUGCAUUUUCUGUGCGCUGAAGGAACUUUUUGCCCAGUUCCAGUACAGUCAAGAAUCUGCCCUUCCACCUGAUGCUUUACGGCGGGCAUUGGCAGAGACCUUCUUUGACCAGAGGAGAUUUCAACUGGGGUAUAUGGAUGAUGCUGCUGAAUGUUUUGAAAACAUUCUUCAACGGAUUCAUUUCCACAUUGCCAGUCAGGAGGUUGAAGAUAUGUGCAAUGUUGCACACUGCAUUCCUCACCAGAAGUUUGCUAUGACGCUUGUUGAGCAGACUGUAUGUCAUGUUUGUGGAGCAUCAUCAGAGCCUCUGCCAUUUACUCAGAUGGUUCACUACGUCUCUGCCUCUGCUUUAUGCCUGCAGGCAUCACUUGUAGAUAGUAAGGAACAAAAGCCAGUGUCCUUUGGAGAGCUGCUGCGAAGAGCAGGAGGAAUGGGUGACAUCAGAGACUGCCCAAGCUCAUGUGGUGCCAAAAUCCAGAUAUGCAAGACGCUUAUGAACCGACCGGAUAUAGUGAGCCUUGGUCUGGUUUGGGAUUCUGAGAGACCAAGUGUAGACCACAUUGUAGAUGUUCUCGACAGCAUUGGGAUGACUGUAAAUAUGGAUGAGAUGUUUCACAAAGUUGUAGAUACCAGGUGGGCCAGCACAGUGACUCAUCACCUCGUAGGCAUAGUGACAUACUACGGCAAACAUUACUCUACAUUUUUCUUCCACACAAAGCUGUGUGUUUGGAUAUACUUUGAUGAUGCCACCGUGAGAGAGAUUGGCCCCCAUUGGCAGCAAGUGGUGGACAAAUGUCACAGAGGGCACUUUCAGCCUCUACUCCUGCUUUAUGCAAACCCCAACGGAACUCCAGUGUCUACAGCCACUGCACCAACUUCUGUGAUACACUACAUAUCUGAACACAAAAAAAAACAAAUGGACUUGAAGCGAUCCACAAGUGAAAAGCACAGAUAUGGCCAGCAAAAUGGAAAAAACAGUGAUCAGCUGCCUGCAGGCAUGCACAUCGCCAGUGAUGCAUCAUGGAGUCGUGGCAGCUACCUGACCAACAAGAAAGGGAUUAGCAUAGGAGGCCGCUCAGCAGUGCAGGAGCCUUUGCCCAUCUCAGACAUGGCUUUUGCGCACUGUGCAAAACCAAGGGCACGGACUUACUCGGACACAUCCAUCAUGUCGGAGCGCCCUUAUGAGCAACAUGGCAGUGGGUCAGACCUGGAAACUCAGCACGUGCACACAAUUGAAGGUGCACACCAUGUGGCCAGACAGGCAGGAAGAAAUAACACCUCAGACAUAGACAUCAACGGCACAUAUAUCAGCAGGCAGGCAGUGGAGAGUGUACUAAGCCUUCAACACAAGCAAAGGCAACGAACACUGCAUGGGGCCAACACACCCGUUGUACCUGGCAGCCGAAAUAGCAGCAGCAGUCUUGAAUCAUUUGAGAACUCACUGCACAUGAGGGAGAAGGCAUCUGACUGCGUUGAUGGCGCUUGCCGGAGAAGAGAUUCGGGUAACUGGAGUGGAGAUAGAAACAGUGCCAGCUCGGCCAGCAGCACCUCCUUGGAUGGGUCCUACUACUGUGCCUCAGGUGUAAGGAGAGCUUGUGGAAGCCCUGGCAGGCCAGUGAACAACUUUUCCAAGCAUGAAUAUUCGAACAUAGGGAUGCUUGUGGACAAAGGCUAUGACUCUUAUUCCCUGUCAAGCACAGACAGCUACCCAUCUGCAGGAAUGCCAGGGUCUCCAGCCAAGGCAGACCCACGGCUGCAACAAAUACCAGAGGCCGUACACAUUUCCAACAGGCUUAAGCGGGCCAUUCACCACUCUCUGCUGCAAGGAAGCGACUCAGCCUCAGAUUCAGUUUUUGAUGAUGUCUUCACCAGUGGGAAAGGGGAGGAAGAAGAAUCACAAGACUGUGACAAGUUGUGCUCGCAAGCUGAGAUGUGCUUGAAGAUGUCAUACGAAAAGGAGCAAGCAGGAGACCUUAAAAUGGCCAUUUUCUUCAGUGAUUCAGCAGCAGCUAAAGCAAGAGCCGCCAUGGAUGCUCCUUAUGGCAAUGCACAGUCACUGAUUGCAGCGAAGAUGAAGCACAGCAUGAGUGUGAUGCGCUCAUCCAACCUAUCCAAGCGAUUGAAGGAAGCAGAAGAACGACGCCGAGGGAAGGAGUCCAAUGGCUAUGAUGCUCACCACAGCCGUCAAGGAAGCAGAGAUAGCACUCACAGCCGCCACACUCGCCAGGGCAGCAGGGACAGUGCAUGCACAGUCAUUGAUCUGUCAGAGCCAGUGAAAAGCAUAGAAAUAUAUGCAACUCUGCCAAAAAAGAGCUCCAAAAAGAAAAGUGCACUGUUUGCUCAGUCUUCUCUUCGUCUAAAAGAUGGAGUGGAAAAUUACAAGGAUUUCCUCGCAGAGCAGUGGCACACCAGCAGUCAGGAUGAUAUGGCCAUUAAAAUGAUGUCUGAUGGAGAAUACACACUUAAUCCUAAGACUAAAAUGAGAAAUGGAGUGGGCAGCCAUGGUGAGACCAAUGGCACAAAGAUGAAAGACCCUGAAUUCAGUGACUAUUCUAGCGAAUGGGAGCAGUCCAAAAAGCCUUCCUUACAUCGAACACUCUCCAACCCGACAGGCAUGAAGAACCAUGAUGCUGAAGACGGCGGUAAUGCUUCGGCAUCAAUGAAGAAGCAGCACAGGAUUCGGAGAAAGUUGAUGGGUGGUUUCAUGCGCCGCAAAAACAGGAGUCUCCCUGAUUUACGUGAAGGCAAAGAUGCACCGCAGGCUGAAUCAAGGGCACUUGAUGACACCGUAAUUUUUGAUGCUAAGAAUGAAUGUGGCAUCAAGCAAGAGUCCUCUAAUGAAGAUGAAGCUCGUGAAGAUCACUCAGCCACAAUCAAACGACGUGGCUUCCACCAGCCUCACAGAGCUUUUGUUAGCAGAAACUAUGCACAGCGACCACUUUUGACCAAGGUUGACCCUCCUCAAGUUGACGGUGUGACUUCCUCUGCCUCGCUACAUCAGAAGAACACUGCCUGUGGGCAGCAAGAUGAUUCAUCUAAGCAGACACCAUGUUGGCCACAGCCACGACAGCAGCCAUCUGAAGGGGUCAUCCCUUCCACUAUGCUGCACCACAGGAACACUGGUUUUGAGCAACAAGACCUUUCAGCUAUACAGGUACCUUGUUGGCCACAGACUCGACAGAAACCACCUGAAAAGCUUGGAAACAAAACUGUUGGGGUUGACAUAGGUGGUUUUAGUGAUUCUCAUAUGCCAAACACAGCUGUAAACCUGCCCAAUGGGUUCAAUCUAAACCAAGGCAUGGCUUUGGAACCAAACAGCUUCUUGACAGAACUGCACAACAAGAGAACACAAAUCUUGAAAUCACUGCCCAAGCCGACCGAAAAUGUUCGAAAACACCAGGGUGGUGAGCCAGCAACACCAGUGAAGCUCGAACAGCAUUCCAGUUCUGCUCCAAGUGGAAAUAACUGGUUGUGUGAACUUCAAUCAAAACAGAUGGCUAUGCUCAAAAAAGGGGACCAUGUGGAUGAUGUGAAGACUACACGUGACAAAGAUACGAUACCAUCUGGAAAAGAUGAAGCUGUUCGACAGCCACUGAUGUAUUGUGCUACCCAAGUUGCCAAUAGAAAUGAAUAUCUUGCUGAAAGCCAAGCCACACAAUAUCCUAAUGGAUUUAUCCAAAGUUCUGACGAGCAGCAUAACGAAAGUGCAGAAGAGCAGGAGGAUAUAAAACCCAAAUCUGUCAAAGACCUUGCACUGAGAUUUGAAAAGAUCCUGCGUCCUACUCUGCCAGAUCAAGAAGUGUCUAUUGUACGUGAAGAGUUACAGCUAUCUGCUGUCAAGGAACCUUCCUUCACUGCCAACAAGGGUGCCCUAGGUUCUGCAGGAAACUUGGUCACGCCUAGAGAUUCUUCUUGUGAAUCACAAGCAAUGAGCGUCUCAUCUUUGGCGAUGCGCAGUGAGAGAACAAGUGCAUCAGCAAGUCUGCAGACAGGCUCCGAGAACAUGUGUCAGGGCCGACCUUUUGGUACAUCACAAUUCACACAGUCAGCUGCUGCUCCAUGCCAUAGAACAGCUAAUUCUGCAAGCCAUUCACAACAAGUGACUCCAGCUGGGCAGACUUGCCAGCCACAGAAUCUUGCCAAAUCAUUGUGCUCUAGUGGCAGUCUUCCACCAUUACACCAAGCUCCAAUAUCACCACCUGCACCUUGUCCCAUAAACUCUGUUCGUCACCACGCUUCAUUUACUCGACCGCUUGUUCCACAGACAUCAUUCCAGAGCACGUCACCUGUCAUAGGCACAAUUAAUGGGACAAGCAAUCAUCUGGCACCCAGUCAUGGAGACUCCGUUCUUGUGGCAUCCAGCAUAGGAGUAUCCAGCCAUGGGGCAUCGAGCAGUGGAGGAGGCAGCUAUGGAACAGCCAGUUAUGAACAGAAACCUAGGCCUCCAUCAGCACAGCAGCUAUACGGGAAGGCUUUCCCAAAUGUUAAAUAUGAUCUUGCAGAGACAAGAUUUUUUAGCAUGGCUAGAGGACACCCAGCAGUCCCAGUAGUUGGUGAAACAACACUGCAUACCACUUCACCUGCCAACAAUGAUUCAUCAAAGCGACCAACAAGACCUCCUGAUUAUGAAACUGCAUUGCAGCGACUUGAAAUGAUAAAGGAGCAGCAUCGCACAACAUCUCCUGACACCUGUCAGUUUCCUGCAAAAACACCACCAGAUGUGCUUCAAGGUCAGCAGCUACCUCAAUCAGAAGUGGAGCUCGGCAAAAUGCGCAAAACUGCCCUAAAAAAGUGUGUCACUUUUUCGGAUGAAGUAGUUUUAGUAGCUUGUGCAGAGGAAGAGGAAGAUGACUAUGUGCCCAAUCCGCUUCUUGAACGGGUUUACCGGCAGCAUGCAGCGAAGCAGGACUGCAGCAGAGAGUGUCACGAGACUUCACAGUUUGAGGACAUAAGCUCUGUUCACUCGUCUGACUCAUGUGAUAGUGUUUGCCAUGUGGACUCAGUUGUUAGGCCUCAUGACAGCUCCCAAGUUCCUUGCAACCUGUGUCACAAGAAGUUUGUGUCUCCUCCGACAGUGUAUUGUCCAGACUGUGCCUUUUACAUGUCAAGGUUCCAAAAACGGACAUAGCCUUUUUUUCCUGAACAUUCUCCUCCGGACUUUUGCCCAGUCUGUGAUAUUUGUCAGGGUUAACUUGAUUAAAUGCCACUUGCUCAAGUAUGUUGUACUUUUGCACUGUUAGUUCUACAAUACAAAUUGAAGUUCCAUCUAAUACAACAUCUAGCAAGUGGCUUUACCUUCCGUAAAAUUAAGGUUGUGCCCAGAUGCCAAGCAAACAAUGGUGUCUUAAGUAUUAUAUGUCCUGUUACAUUUUUUUCAUUGAAUUCUUGUGUGCCCAGUAUUGACUACACUGACAAGACAAAAAUAGCACAAGUUAUGUAAUAAUUCAAUGCUUGAAUGUGUUUGUUCAUAUGCUGUGUACAUUUGUUUAUAAAGUAUAGCAAAUGUUAUUUCACAACAAAGGCACAAUAAAUGUCUGUUGUGCACCUUGUGUUCAGAAACGUAGCUAUUUAUACAAAUGAGAAAGCAGUACCUUGAAAAUUUUGUGAUAAUUCGAACAUUUUUAUGUAUCAGAUGCUUCCACAUUGUACAGUAUUAGUUACAUGAAAGCACCUAUGCCUCAUGAUCUCAAUUCACCUAAUUCACUUUAACAAUAUAAUAUGUUAUAGUAGGUGUUAAGCAUAACACGUAGUAUUUGUAAAAAGAGCCUCACUGAAACUUUCUUCAAACUUCGUUCUAUAGCCUUGCUAUUGUGUAAAAUAUGCAUGCAUUCUUCACAUGAGCUAACAGAAAAGCUGUACUUUACAAAUACAAAAACACCUUUUUAUAAGCUUUUAUGUGCCAAAGUUGAAAUCAAUUUGUAAAUAAACAUUACUUUUUAUUGCAACAA